UAAGCCCGCCUUUUGACGGCCCGGGGGCCCGCAGGGUCUUUGGUUAGUGUUAUUAUUAUUACCAUUACUAUUACCAUUACUAUUCUUAUUACGACCUUGCCGAGCUUCUUUUUCUUUUCCUUUCUUUCUUUCUUUCUCUUUCUUCUCUUCUCUUGUAUUUCUACUCCAUCCGGUUUCCCUCUCACAGGCAUCGAUCCAAAGCGGAACCCGCAACAAACAAUCCGUUCUGGCCCAGUCGAAAACAGCACCACCGAUUGCGCCGCAUUGGGAGUUGUCCUGCCCAACACUUUCAUUGAGAACUCCGAACCCCCUCGCGAUUGAUUUCGAAAUAUUUAACAACAAAAUCAAGUGAACGAGGACUACCCGACUGCGACACAGUAUAUAUUGGCCCACCGAAGCUAGAAAACCGACCUCCGGGUACAAAGGAGGGGAGAGAGAGAGACGUUGAAACGAGCCCAAGUGCAUUGUGCAUGUGCGGGCAUCUGGAAGAAUCAGAAUGCCUCAGUCCGCAAGAUGGGCCGGUACCCCUUCCAUCAAGGGACGGAGUGAGUCGACGCGGAUGGCAUUGUUGACUUUUAGUUUGGUUGGAUUGCAGUUGACAUGGGGCAUUGAGAUGACCUAUUGCACCCCGUACCUUUUACAACUUGGUCUUACAAAGUCUCGAACUUCUCUUGUCUGGAUCGCUGGUCCUUUGUCCGGGUUGGUCAUUCAACCCCUCAUCGGUGUGAUUGCCGAUCGGUCACGAUCGAAAUGGGGUAGACGCAGACCGUUUAUGAUCGGAGGCUCAUUAGUUGUUGCCUGUUGUUUGCUGGUAUUAGGGUGGACGUCGGAGAUUGUCGCCGUGUUUGUCAAGGAUGCGGAGAAGGCCGGAAGAGUCACCAUCGCCCUUGCGGUGUUGAGUAUUUAUGCGGUUGACUUUGCGAUCAAUGUUGUCCAAGCGUGUUGUCGCAGUUUGAUUGUCGACACUUUGCCGAUUCCUUCGCAGCAAGCUGGAUCAGCAUGGGCGGGCAGGAUGUCGGCCAUUGGCCAGCUGAUUGGAUAUGUAAUAGGCUCAAUCGAUACUGUCAGCCUAUUCGGUGCGACUAUUGGUGAUACCCAAUUCAAGCAAAUGACGGUUAUUGCUGCGUUGUCCUUGAUCAUAGCAGUGUUGGUCACGUCCUACUCGGUUAAAGAGAGGGUUUUGAUCACUGCAAGAGAUGCCGAUGAUAAGGCUGGGGCAAUCCAAGUAAUGACUCAGUUGAUGAGAACUACAAUGGAGUUGCCCCCUCGCAUUCAAGCCAUCUGUUGGGCUCAAUUCUGGGCUUGGAUCGGCUGGUUUCCAUUUCUGUUCUACAGCACCACCUGGGUUGGCGAGACGUACUUCCGAUACGAGGCCCCAGAAGGAGUGACACAAUCGGAAGAUUUUCUUGGUGAGAUUGGUCGAGUUGGCAGUCUGUCUCUGGUCGUCUUCUCCUCGAUCACAUUUAUCGGAUCUGUUGUUCUUCCCUUUUGCGUACAACCACCGGACUCCAAAAAAUCGCGAUUCACACCACGACCACCCCCGGGGAUAGCAGCACUUCUCAAGAAAAUCACAUCCAUCCGUCCAGACCUGCAAAUGACAUGGUUACUUUCACACUUUGUGUUUACCGCAACAAUGGUUUUUGCACCCUUUGCGCGAUCUCGGGCUACUGCCACUUUUCUGGUGGCUGUAUGUGGCAUCCCAUGGGCCGUCACUAGCUGGGCACCAUUUUCCUUUAUGGGAGUGGAGAUCAACAAGUUGACCAUGAACCCACCCACAUCGCGAAAUGGCCCUACCAUGAUUACAUCGGCUAGCAUCCGCAACGGGACAUACUAUUCGGACCGUAACGACGACACGGAACUAGAUGUACUGCGACUCAACCACCGUGACGCGGACAGCGAUACAGACGAUGAGGAAUCCGCCUCCAACAUCCCAUCGACAGGCGAACUGGCCGGUAUCUACCUCGGCGUGUUGAACGUGUACACGACACUCCCCCAGUUCGUCGGCACAUUCAUCAGCUGGAUCGUGUUCAGCAUCUUCGAGCCGGGCGUCACCAAGAAAGACAGGUCAUCCCAGGACUCGCAGUGGAUGAACCUAGACAAGGACUCGCCCAACGCCAUUUCGAUAUGCCUGUUCAUCGGUGCAUUGUGUUCUCUCGUGGCCGCCGAAGCAACUCGACGGUUACGGUACGUCCCAUAGUGGCUUUCACGACUGUUUACGAGAGCAUACACUACAACUACAACUAUUUCAUGAUGAAAACGAAAAUCUGCAUAUUCACUUCGACACCUUCCAUGUACACACUACACACUUCUAUACGAUUGUGAUUUCAGAGCAUGUUGAAUAAUCUUUCAUCUUUCACACCGGGAUUAACUGACCCAUUGGUGAUUUGGUCUGUAUUGGAAUGCAUAUAUAGGCGUUUGAAACACUGAUAAUGAUAAUAUAAUGCUUGACUGUAUGUUCAAGCCUGUACUUAACUAAUUAUACCAUGUGCAUUACUAUAUUAUUGAAACUUUGUAUAAAUGGUCAAGAUGAUAUAACCCUAUGACGAUAUAAUUACC
Molecule: messenger RNA, 2556 nt
Organism: Aspergillus wentii DTO 134E9
Lineage: Eukaryota; Fungi; Ascomycota; Eurotiomycetes; Eurotiales; Aspergillaceae
Product: putative sucrose transporter
Exons: 8
Coding region: 497-2197 (566 amino acids)
Cellular component (GO): membrane
Molecular function (GO): sucrose:proton symporter activity
Source: RefSeq, a predicted model, not a curated record